Molecule: messenger RNA, 11723 nt
Organism: Megalobrama amblycephala (Wuchang bream)
Lineage: Eukaryota; Metazoa; Chordata; Actinopteri; Cypriniformes; Xenocyprididae
Gene: jag2a
Product: jagged canonical Notch ligand 2a
Exons: 25
Coding region: 5419-8874 (1151 amino acids)
Biological process (GO): cell communication; Notch signaling pathway; establishment or maintenance of epithelial cell apical/basal polarity
Cellular component (GO): plasma membrane; protein-containing complex
Molecular function (GO): Notch binding; calcium ion binding
Source: RefSeq, a predicted model, not a curated record
CCGAUACUCUCUUUCAUCAGCUCUUCAACAAACAAAUACUUUUUUGUGAACACUUUCUACCUCUAUGACGCUGUAUAUAGUUAUUUGGAAUAUUUUAUAUAGACUGUUUAAAAUUCUGCUCGAUUUUAUGAGUUUUCAGAACUUGAAUUUCCAUCAGUAGCCUAAUUAAAUUCAAAGGUAUCAGAGAAAGUGCAAUGAAGACUGGACGUAAGGUUGAAUAAAUUUAAGUAGGCCUAUUAAGGUGUUCAUAUUGUAUUUGAAAGCAUAUAAUAGGCUUAUAACAGGAGUAUCAAAAAUUAAGAUUGUAUAUCCAGCUGGUAGCUUGUUUAUUGUUGGUCCAACUAGCUAACGACCAGUUUAGACCAGCUACAAACCGUGUUCCAAAGCUAGAUUUUACAGCAGUUGGCCAAGACGCCCAAGUGAAACAUGCUUGGUCUUAACAACACCAACUGGUAGCCUGCGCAUUAAACACUCAUUGCAAAGCAAAUGUUUGACUCGGUGGAAAGAGGAGAGCUCGGUGUCACCGUGGUCACUGGCGUUAAUCGUAGAGAUGAUGAGUAGGGCAUCUCCGGUAACGGCGCGCGUUUGGCUGAGCGAGCGGCGGCUGGUGCGUGUCUCUCGCGCGCGCUGAGUAUACAGUUACACGCGUAACUGAUGGUGUCGUAUUUAUAGGACGUAGUGUGUUUUACUUCAUGUGGACGGGGCUGCAAGAAGACCAUGCAUUGCUGUAUUGUAUUUCUAUCUAUCUAUCUAUCUAUCUAUCUAUCUAUCUAUCUAUCUAUCUAUCUAUCUAUCUAUCUAUCUAUCUAUCUGUCUGUCUGACUUAAGUUUCUUCUCUUUUUUUAGCAGGGGGUCUACACCAUUUACAACAAAAUAGUUGCUACAGUUGAGUUUGCUGUAGUAAGGAAUCAAGAAACUGUCACAUUUUCAAUGAAAUACAUCUUAGCAGCAUCUUAGCAUAUUUUUCUUUUCUUAAUGAAAGAAUCAUAAGAUAUGGUGAAGGGCACCAGAAUGCUCACAAGAAUGCUGUUUUGGGCAAAAAUGAGAUUGUAUAUUUUUUUUUUUUUAAGAAAGGCACAAUUUACACAAGACAGAGUUCUUGACUAGAGCUGGCAUGCUCAUUGAGUGAUAUCACAACCCAAGAGAUAGAGAAGAGAAAGAGAGAGGCAGUGGGAGUUGUCUACACGAUCAUGUUUCAGAUAGCAGCAUUGUCGCUAAAUAGACCAGAACAGAUAGAUUGUAAGAUAACGCAAGGCACGUUACUGUGGGUAAAACAUUUAACUCAAACCACACAGAGUUUACAUCAGUGUGAGUUUGUUGCUGUUGUUUUAAACCUGGUAAAUCUGUUUUCAAAGAAGUGAAAAACGCUGAAUCACUGCAUUUAGGUCUUAUUUGCUUCCAGAUUUCAGCCGUGGUGAUAACAGUAGCGUUGUGGUGAGAGCUGCCUGUGUUCUUAUGUUAUGUACACAUGCCUUUUAAAGUGGUUUUGUUUUAAACACACAGCAAUUGCCCAAUGGAAGAUAAAAUCGUAGACACAGUAAUGUACGGAGAUGUUUUGGGACUGUGCAUGAAUAUUUGUACAUCUCUGCAGUGGUUCUUCAGUUAAUCCCAACUUCAAUCAACUUCUGUCUGUCUGUCUGUCUAUCUAUCGUUCUAUCGUUCUAUCUAUUGUUCUAGCUAGCAUGCUUACAAUAGAUGUUUAUUUUAUUUUGUUUAUUUGCUCUCUUUUCUGGUGUGCUCAAGAACAUCUGUGUUUUUCCAAUCACCAUAGGCUAUAACAUACUUUUUUCUAUUCAAUUUAGGACUGUUUUACGGGUGACAGACUCUGUCUUUUGAGUCUACUUAAGUUUAGUUUUAGGUCUAAACUGUGUCUCAGAACCGUUAUCUGGUCACCCUCUUACGAAUAGGUCUAUAAGUGCUGUUUCAACCGUUUGGCAGGUGAGUCGUUUGAGCAACUGAUUUCACACUCAGCUGGUGCACAUGUGAGGAUUCCUCUCUGCUGUAACUGCUGAAGUCUGUGUAGUCUGCAGUUAUGUGUUAACACUGGUGAAGACAGCCCAUAGUAGGAAGGAAAUCCUCCUGCUGUGAUGUUUAAUAGUUAUUUCUGGAACUGGCAAACCACAAAAACAAACACUUGCUAAUGGGAAUAAUCCUCCCAUAAUGUUCUUCUCUGCAGCUUGUCUGCCUUUAAGUCUUCACAAAUUCUUCAAUAACGAAUAGGAAUGAUAGUAGACAAUAUACUGUUUGAUACAGUUGCAUCAACGCACUCUGCACAUCAUCAUUGUUAUUUAGAUCAACAUCAGCUGAUUUGAAAUCUGUCAAGACACUUGCAUCUGCCAUUGUCCGUAGUUUCUUGGCAAAUCGGGUGUGCCAAGGGAGGGACGCAGUUUACGGAAGGUGAUGUUUAUGGGCCUUAUAAGUCCUGCUGUGCCUGACGUCCUACAGCUGUAAGAUCUUUGAUUCUCUUCCAGCAUACCAUCUUUUGUUUUUGGAUAAAAAAAUCUUGUCCCACUAAGCACACACAAACACACACAUACCACUUUUUUUUUUCUUUUCCAAGUAAGAGCUCCCCAAGUUCAUGUUCUGUUUCACGAUUAGGAUGUUUUCAGUCUUUAAUCUAAACCACAAAUACACAGUCAAGAGAAGAGAUAUUUUUACAAUCCAAACAGGAAUGUACAAUAACAAUGUAUCUUUACCAAAGAUAACAUUAGCUCUUUUUAAAGCAGUCAGUGUAUCUGGUUGUUUUGAGAUAUGGGGUCAGGCCACUUAAAUUACUGAGUCUUUGUCAUUUAUGUUUCUGUUUUAUAUCACAUAAAUGUGGACCUGCCAAGAAGCUGCACUGAAAGUUUUACUAAAAAAGAGAGAGGGAUGCUAGUGACAAACAAACUUGAUUCUAUCAUUCUAAACAGUUAUGAGGACCUGUAUGACUAAAUACUUGAUCUCCUCUACUUUUUCCAUUUAUUUUUGUUGUUUAGUUUCAGAUCUUUCCUGUCCUCCUUUCACCCCAUCCUGCUUUCUUUAAAUCUUGAAUGAGUGUUGGGUCUCUUGUUUCACGACUGUUUCUUUCUCCUAUUUUCUAUGAGUGCUCAGUAGUUGGCUGAGCGUUAGAUAACAGGUGUUUGAUGCAAACCUGCAUUGUGUUUUUCAUCUGAACUGUGAUGUCGUCUGCUGGUUACAGGAAUGAUAACAUUUGCUAUUUGACUAUCAGACGUAUUAAUGCAAACAUGACGUUUCAGGGCUGAUUCUGAAUCUUGCGCUUUGUUUUAGCUUCAUGUUGCUACAGUUGAGUGUCUCAUGCAAAUGGGGGGGGGGGUGUUCUGGGGUGAUCCGAGUCCCCCCACAAGACAUUAGGCAUUUAAGAAGUAAAAAAAAGACUUAGGGGGGUCCCCCAGAUAUUUUAAUUUUAGUAAAGAUAACAGACAAAGGCCUAAAUGCCCCUUCUUAGGCUAAUGACUUUCUUUGAGGGGUAAUUUUCUCUCUCUCUAUCUUUCUACUAUAUUUAUCCAUUCCACGUCGGGGCUUUUGUAUUGCUUACAUAAAUCAGAAACAUGCACUCAUUUUUCAUUAUUUCUAUUUUUUUUUACAUUUUAUAAUUAUUGUAAAGUAAUCAAAACUGAUUUGUGGCAUCAAAACUAAUUAUGUUGAAAAUAAGUCAAAAUGAUUGUGCAUGACAUUCUUUUAAAUAUGUGAAACUCAUUCGCGAAUAAUUAUUCCUGUGCCUCUGAUGAAUAUGACAUUAAGACUCUCCAGUGAGUUUGGAAGCUAUCUGAUUAGGCCUAUACUGUUUUUUGAGACAUUUAAAUGUAUUUGUAGUCAUAUGCUUUUUGUGGGUCUUCAAGUGCCUUAUAUCAAGUCAAGUCAAGUGACUUUUAUUUUUAUAGUGCUUUAUGCAACACAGAUUGUGUCAAAGCAGCUUCACAGUGAUAAACGGGAAAAUAAAAUGAAUCAAUUAUGGAAACUCAACUUUGGAUAUUCUGCUGUAAAGCAGCCCUAAAAGACAAUAGUGUCAUUAUUUAGCUCAAAUUUAGCUUAUAUGUAGUAGUCACCUGCUUCUUUUGCCAUUUUUGCCCUAUUGGGUCUGCUGCUUUAUCACCCUCUAAAUUGAGUAUUACUUAGGGUAAGCCAUUUAAAGGAAGAAUAGUAGCUUAUCUCUCUUUGUUAUAUCUCUGUUUGCCAUUGCCUGGACUGAAAAUGUAAACAUUUUUAUUCCUAAACAAAAAAGCCUGUAAUUUUAUGUAAGCGUGCUUUAAUAAAUGGUAUAUAGUUAUGAACAGAUAUAUAUUUUUUAAUUAUAAAUAUAUUUUAUAUUACACCCCCAUAAUACUUGAUUCAAUUUGAGCAUUGCCUGCAUGGUCCCUAUCACUGAAGGGGAAAAUUACAAGUAAAUAAGGCUUAAAUUUUGACUAUGCCUUCAAUUUUUGACUAUGCCUUCAAGAGACUUGCGAUGGACUUUUAAGGUGGGAUAAUAGCAUAGCCUCAUACAGCUACACAAUGGUCUGAUUUGUUUCUCAUUUCUCUAAGAUAUUGAAAUUAUGUCACAGUGAUUGUCUUGCUGCAUGGCUACUAACUUUUAGGAGUCAUUCACAUACAGCGAGACACCUAUAUAAAGGAAAAACGAUUAAAAAAAGAGUCUUAGAAUGGCAGAACCCAACAAGACAAGUAUGAUGGCAUUUUUACUACAAUAUUUCAGCCACACUCUUAAGUUUCAGGGCUCGAUAAUAUUUUUAUAAUACAUAUAUAAGGUAGUGAUGAUAUUUUGUAGUUGUCCAGUAGUUGUCUGUCAUUAGAAUUGAGAUUUAUUUACAACCUUCAGGCUCUACCACCUUUACCCCUGACAUGCAUGUUUAAUGUUUUCUGAAGAGUUUUGAUUCAACUUUACGUAUUGGUUAUAAAAUCAAAAACACAUGUAGGCACCCCUAAAAUGUAGUUGAAUAUGAUUCAUGUUGAAAAAUAACAUGAAUCAAAAUGUAUUUUUUUUUGUUUUGUUUUUUUAUUUCAAAAUAUGAUUUAACUGUCUUUUUGUUCAUGUCCAGUAAGAAAGUAUGUUUAAUGCAAGUGUUUUGUUGCUGGCCAAUGACUGUUGAACUUUAUUGUUACAUCAUGACGUGAGUUACGUGCGGGAGAAGGAAGGGAGGAGCAUCGCACAUGGCAAGAGAAGACUGCUAGAAAUUUCACUGCGUGUGUUAAAAAGUGCAUCAUUUUGGAGACUUCAUAUAUUUCUUUUAAAUAUACGGCCCAAAGUGUAGAGUAACGGUACUCGUUUUGUUUUCUGUUGUUUAUUUAAAGUGUAUUUCAUUAUUUUAUUUUAUUUUUUUGUCAACGCGCAGAGUCAAGUCAUGUGUGAGUGUGACUAGGGCUUAACAGCUAGUGACAUUUCAAGUUCGUAACAAUAACUGUUGAGAAAGUUAUUGGACAUUCAUGGAGUCAUCGCAUGUUGGACAGAUCUUGUGGUUCGUCAUGGGACGUGGAUCUACUGGAUUCAUUGCGUGUUCGGGACUGCUCAUGAUGGGAAACAGUGUGUUCGUGGCGUACGUAAUCUCAACAUUGCUUCAAUUUCAUCGGAUGGAUCUAGCGUACACUUUGAUCGUGGAGGCUUGGGACUGGGAUAACCAAACGACCACCGACAACAGUGAUGAUCUAUUGAUUGAGAGGAGUAUUAAUCGUGGAGAAAUGAACCCCGGAGAGGAGCGACGGAUCAUUCCGUACAAAGGCCCAACAGCCAGCAUCCAGUACAGCGUGCGUGUGCGCUGCGACCGAUAUUACUACGGCAACAAGUGCAACAAACAGUGUCGCCCCCGAGAUGAUUACUUUGGCCAUUACACAUGUGAUCACUUUGGCAAUAUGCAGUGCAUGGAGGGCUGGACCGGGCCAGACUGCAAGAAAGCUAUCUGUAAGCAAGGCUGCAGUGAGCUUCACGGAAUCUGUGACACUCCAGGAGAUUGUGUGUGUAAGUACGGCUGGCAGGGCCCACUGUGCGAUGAGUGUUUGCCGUACCCGGGGUGUAUGCAUGGCACCUGUGUGAAACCCUGGACGUGCACCUGCGAGAAGAACUGGGGAGGACUUCUCUGUGACAAAGAUCUAAAUUACUGUGGCACACACAAGCCCUGUGUAAAUGGAGGCACAUGUCUGAAUACAGAGCCAGAUGAAUAUUUCUGCUCUUGCCCUGAGGGUUACUCUGGCAAAAACUGCCAUAUCGCCGAGCAUGCGUGCAUGUCAAAUCCAUGUGCAAAUGGCGGGACAUGUCAUGAGCUGGCAUCAGGGUUUGAGUGCCAGUGUCCCCCAGGGUGGGAUGGCCCAACUUGUGCUAAAGACAAAGAUGAGUGCAAGUCAAACCCGUGCGCUCAUGGGGGGACCUGCUUUGAUCUGGAGAAUGGCUUUGACUGUUUAUGCCCCCCACAGUGGACUGGCAAGACCUGUCAGAUAGAUGUGAAUGAGUGUACGAGGAAACCUUGUCUAAAUGCUUAUGCUUGUAAAAAUCUAAUUGGUGGAUAUCAUUGCAACUGUUACCCAGGCUGGGCGGGACCGAACUGUAAUAUCAAUGUCAACAGCUGUUACGGUCAGUGUCAGAAUGGAGGAACCUGUCAGGAUGGUCGUCAUGGUUACCUGUGCCAGUGCCAGUCGGGAUUUAUGGGAAGACACUGUGAAGUGCAGCAGAGCAGGUGUGCAAGCUCCCCAUGUCAAAAUGGCGGACGGUGCCGUUCGCUAGCCACGGGCUAUGAGUGCGAGUGUCAGUACGGAUACACUGGAACCAACUGCGAGGUGCAGGUGGAUCUAUGCAGUCCAAACCCGUGUCAGAAUAAAGCCCAGUGUCACUCUGUGCAGGGAGAUUUUUACUGCGCCUGCACAGAUGAAUAUGAGGGGAAAACAUGCAGUCAGCUACGAGACCACUGCAAGACCAGCACCUGCCAAGUGAUUGACAGCUGUACUAUUGCCGUGACAACCAAUGGCACAGAAAAAGCGGUACGACACAUCUUAUCAAAUGUGUGUGGUCCUCACGGGCGCUGCAUCAGCCAGUCAGGAGGAAACUUCACUUGUGCCUGCCAACCAGGAUUCACUGGCACAUACUGUCAUGAGAAUAUAAAUGACUGUGCAUCGAAUCCUUGUAACAGCGGAGGAACAUGCAUUGAUGACAUCGACUCGUUCCGCUGUGUCUGUCCUGAUGGCUUUGAUGGGCAACUCUGUGACCUGGACGUGAAUGAGUGUAGUGGUGAUCCCUGUCUAAAUGGAGGUUUUUGUGUUGAUCUGCUGAAUGAUUUCUACUGUCGCUGCACUGACAACUGGAAAGGAAAGACGUGUAACUCACGAGACAAUCAGUGUGAUUCCAGUACUUGUGCUAACGGAGGAACGUGCUACGAUCACGGAGACUCGUUCCGAUGUGCGUGUCCUUCCGGCUGGGGUGGCAGUACCUGUAACACGGCCAUGAACAGCUCGUGUGAAUCCGGUCCGUGUCUAAAUGGCGGGACUUGUAUUGGAGGGGGCAGCGUCUUCACCUGCGUCUGUAAGGAUGGAUGGGAAGGGCCUACCUGUGCUCAGGAUGUUGAUGACUGCAACCCUCAUCCCUGUUAUAAUGGGGGACAGUGUGUGGACGGGGUCAACUGGUUUCGUUGUGAGUGCGCACCAGGAUUUGCUGGGCCUGACUGUCGCAUCAACAUAGAUGAGUGUCAGUCCUCUCCAUGUUCGUAUGGAGCCACAUGUGUGGAUGAGAUUAAUGGAUAUCGCUGUCUGUGCCCAGUGGGACGAGCUGGACCACGCUGCCAGGAGUUCAUUGGUGUUGGGAAGGCUUGCGAUCGCUCGGGGUUGCAGCUUCAUCACGGUGAUCGUUGGGAGGAUGGGUGCAACAGCUGUCAGUGCAUGAAUGGAAACAUCAGAUGCACUAAAGUGCAUUGUGGUCGUCAGCCCUGCAUGUUGCAGUCAGACUCCAGUGAGCCACAGCACCCCCUGUGUCCACUAGGACAGAAGUGUGUAGCGCAUGAUGUUCUGUCUUGCCUUCGUCCACCCUGCAGUCAGCUGGGGUUAUGCUCCACCUCUGAAAGUCUACAGCCCAUCCGCACUCGGUGCCUACCCAACAACGGCUACCUAGAUGAUAACUGUGCUCAUGUUACGCUUGUAUUUGACUCUGACAGUGUCCCGCAGGGCACAACUGCUGAAGGUGUUUGCACAGAGCUAACGUAUCUGCCAAUCACACGAACCCUGGCCAAAGACCACACCCUUUUCAUUCUUUGUGACCAAUCACCGUCCAACCAUAAUGCUGUGGAGGUUGCUAUGUCAUAUGAGCAAAACGACUUUGUUGAGGGACGAGCUCAGAUACAGGAUGUUGUCCGCUCCAUCAUUGAUGUUCUGUCCAAACCUCACAACAGCACGUUACUGUUGGCCGUGAGAGAGGUCAGAGUUGACACUCAGGACCCGCGUCCCCAAGUUGGUUACCUCAUCCCGUUGCUGUGUGUGUUAUUUGUGGUAUUAUGGAUCUCAUGUGUCAUUGUGUGCGUGUGGUGGUUCCGGAGACGCAGGAAAGCGAGACAAAGAGAGGACACGCAGAUGGAAGAGAGCAUCAACAACCAGCGUGGGACACUACUGAGCACUCGCACACCUCACAAAGACAACACAGACCCUCUGCAGGAGAACAAGAACCUGCUUUACCCUCUGGAUCGGGUUGGAGACGGAGCCGAGCGAGAGGACGAGGAGGAAGAGGGAGAUGAAGAGAGUGACAGAGGGGUAGUACUGCAUAAGUGCUCAUCUCUCGCGUACUCGAAAGGGGAUGCAGUGUACACUAUACACACUACAGCCCAAAAUCAGCCACACAGGACACACUACAGCAGCAAAGACAACCGCUGCAAGAACAAUGUGAACGAGCACAUGAAAGAUCAUUACGUAUGAAAGAGCCAGACAAACUGGAAAAACAUAUAAGUAUUUUUUUUCACUGACUGAUCUGAAAGCAUCUGGGGCUUGUGCGAUUGGUGUUUUUCAUCCUUUUUUCAUCGUGUAGUCAAAUGAAACAGGGAUUUGUGUCACAUAAAUGCAGCAAAUCAGACUUUCAGAGAAUGGUUUUCAAAAUCCUUUUCUUUUGUUUACACUUGCACUCACUUUCCUUAAAAGAAGGACAUUUUUACACAAGGCUGAACUUUGAGAUUAUGUCUGUGAACAGUGGCGAGACCUUUGACCCUUGGGGCUGAGGAGAAAUCAGCGAUAGGCAGCUUUAAAGUGUUUUUGAUUAUGUCCAGACCUGCCCAAAGUCAAGUGUUAGGAGCUGUUAAAUCUUCCAGAGGUAUAUAUAUUCAAGUGCCUCAUUAAACCUUCACGAUAGUUCUUACACCUUUUAUAUACAUUUUUAAUGAUGAUACUCACAUGUUGGUUCUUAUUGUUUUUGUUAACAAAUGUUACAUACACACUUAACGGGUUAGUUCACCCAAAAAAGGAAGAUUUUGUCACCAUUUACUCACCUUCUUGUCAUUCUAAACCCAUAUGACCAUCUUUCUUUUGUGUAACACAAAAAUUAACAUAAGAGUGCAGUUAAUCGCACAGGAACUGGAGUUUUCAUCUUCAAAAGGGGCUCAAAAGCAGCAUAAAGUAUCAUCAAAGUAUCAUAAAAUACAUUUGUAUGUAAUAUUAGUAGUCUUUUGGAGCCAUAUGUCAAAUUUUGGUCUGUUUGUCAGAUCAUGAAUCAGACACUCUCUACUUCUCUCACCAAGGAGAUCUAGGGCGGAUGUCAAGAUAUUCACUGAAGGCUUUUUUAAAGAUACAUUUAUGGUGCUUUUUGUAAUUAUGGCGCUUGAAAGCCUCAGUCCUCAUUCACUUUCUAUAAACAGAAAAGAGAGAGAAUGACAUUUGGAAUGACAUAAAGGUGAGUAAAUGAUAACAGAAUUUUCAUUUUUGGAUGAAUUAUCCCUUUAAAGGCCAAUUCACACCACGCAGACAAACACCCAACAAACAAGUUUUGUUGGAUCAGUGUGUUUUGGCAUUGGUUGGGGUUUGUUUUUACCCGAAUGAACAUGUUCAAUCAGCGGUUGUUGGUGUCUGUUAGGGCAGUGUGAACAUGACAGUUAUUUUUCAUAAAAUUUUAAAUCCAACAGGCAACUUGUUUGUUGGCGUUCAUCUGUGUGGUGUGAAUUGGCCUUAAGACUAUUGAGAUAAAAGGUUUACUUUUUUAUUGAAAUUCACCUUCUUUGGGAAUUGGUACUCGUAGUCCAGACAGUAAAAGAGUAUUCUGACUGAUACACUUUCACUCAGCUCUUGAUAGGUGAAAUUAUAGCUCAUUUUUUGUGUUCUUUCACAUGACAGAACAGUCAUAAUGUAAAAAAUCAAGGGCCACUUCACUCUGCACUAUUGUGUUGUCCCAAAACAUUUGGCUUUUUGGUCACACAGUAGAGGAAAUUUAUUUUAGUUCUUUAAUUACUAAGAGAUAAUUCAUUAUAAUGACAAAAUAUGCAUAUGUACAUAUGUAAAUAGUGAAAAAAGACAUAGCUGUGUAUAUUUGAGUUUAGUAAGUUAUGUGACACCUUUUUAUUAUUGUCAUUCUUAGAAUUAUUAUUACUUUUUCUUAUUCUCUCCUUCAGCCGCUCUCUUUUUCAACAAUGUCAUUCCUUUUAUUUAUGUUGGCCAGGAAAUGUUUUAUAUAUAAAUAUGUAAAAUGGCCACAGGCUGUUAGUCUGUGGGGAAAUACUCUAAACAUUGAUGAUCUGUCUUCAUGUUAGAAUAGAUUAUCUGUGUUAUUUUUUUAUGACUUUCCUAAUGAAUGUCGACUUGGGAUUGGACACAUUGACCAUGCUGAAAGUAAAAAUCAACGACAAAUGUUGUCACUGAUCACUACUUCUGAAGGUCUAAAUACUUCAUUGGAAGAAGACUAAAAAACGAAAAGACUAAAAAAUAUACUGCGUGUCCGAGUGGCACUUGUCUCCUUGGAGAAGUCCAACACCUGCAUUUUCAAGCCACUGUCAGUCAUGGAGUAAUUAUGUGUUUAUAUUAGUGUCCCAGACUGUCUGGCUUUUAAGUUGGAUGUUGGAAGACUUUGGAAGAUUUUUAUUAUUUUUAUUCUUAAAUGUUUUCAGAACAUCAUUGCUUGGUAUUACGCUACAAUUCAAACUGAACCACAAACAGACCAGAGUCUCUUCAUGAAAUGACCCACGUCAAGAACAGAAAACACUUGAUUUUAAAGUGUAUCUUCUGAGUAUUGUGUUGAAAACUUAAAAAAUGGUACUAUAUUACUAUAAUACCAUUUUACAAAAGAAUACAAUGAGUAAAGAGUUAAUUAUGUUAUCUGAAAACCUCCCUCAUUUAGGGUGGCUGGGGUAUAUUUUCCCCUCCUUUAUUUAUGAGCUGUUCUGUCAAAUUUGAUUGGGGUCAAAUCAAAUGCAAUUUUUCAAGGUUUCUGGAACGUCAGGAAAUUUGUAUCAGUGCAUGUUGCUGUGGCUGAAUGAAGGGAACAAUUUAUGUUUCAUUUGGCAUCUUUAGUGCAGAAAAAUAUAUGAGUUGCAUAUAGAAAAAAAUUGAUAAUGCAAAAUGUGAUAGUAAUUCAGAUGUAUUCACUUUUUGAAUCAUGCCAUUUUCAUUAUUGUAAUAUAAAAGAAUUGAAACACAAUACAGGUAAAAAAAAAAAAAAAAAAAACCUCAAACUCCAAACGUCCAUUAUUACUGGCUGUGAUUAGUUCUACAUGCACUGAAUCUGGCAUUUCAUUUGUUACAUCUGUUUGAUUUUCCCAACAAGUAUUUAUUAAAGACUUUUGUACCUA